Molecule: messenger RNA, 591 nt
Organism: Phytophthora megakarya
Lineage: Eukaryota; Oomycota; Peronosporomycetes; Peronosporales; Peronosporaceae
Source: the annotation of a GenBank genome assembly
AUGACCGGGCCUGCACGAAACGCAAGUGAAUCAGGGAUGCACAAGAAGAAUCGACGGCGCAAGCACAAGACGCUGCGCAAGUCUCGGUCAGGGACCGAGACUCUUCAUGGUGUGUCUGCCGGGCAGACACAAGUGGCCACAAUGGCCGUCGAGACGUUGAACGUCUUGACCCGGGCCAGUACUGGGUAUCAGUACGAGAAGAUGGAGUUGGAGAACCCUCCGACUGAUGCGUCGGAGUUGACCUCGCUUCCAGCCAUGAGCUGGAAGCGCUUCGCAAAGGACCUGUACAAUGGACGCAUCAAACAGCUAUGCAUUCUUUCGGAGCGCGAAAGAAUGACAAGCGAAGCAGAAGAGUUGAGGCAACUCUUCGCAGAAAGCGCCACUGAGAGCGAGGAUACUCUUAGUGCCAAGACCAAGAAGGAGCGCUUCGAGGAGCAGAGUUGGGACUCACUGAAGUUGAGUCCCUAUUACGAGAUCCUGCGAGAGCACAGGGACGUGCUCCCGGACGAGAUCCUUGCGGGGCUUCCGCGAUACAAGGGAAUACAGCACGAGAUUGACCUGGUGCCGGGAUCGAAGUAUUGCGUGACGCGG